This is a messenger RNA of Aplysia californica (California sea hare), 609 nucleotides long. RefSeq names its product craniofacial development protein 2-like. The transcript has a single exon. NCBI's taxonomy places the organism in Eukaryota, Metazoa, Mollusca, Gastropoda, Aplysiida, Aplysiidae. The coding region runs from base 1 to 609 and encodes 202 amino acids. The record is from RefSeq and is a predicted model, not a curated record.
AUGAGAACACUGCUAGAGAAAGGAAAACUGGACAGCAUCAAGAAAAAAAUAAAGAGAAUGAAUGUUAACAUCAUGGGUUUAUGUGUAGUACGAUGGACAGGAGCUGGCAGCAUAGUGUCAGACAGCUGUAAAACCAUUUACUCAGCAGAAGGCGACAAACCUGAAAGAGGAGUAGCGGUCAUCAUGGACUUGCCAACAUCGAGGACUCUCAAGGGGUACCUGACAUUAGCAGACAGAGUUAUGCAAGUGAGACUGAAAGGAUCAUUCUUCGAUGCAACCAUCAUCCAAGCGUAUGCGCCAACCUCAGAAUGCACAGAAGAAGAAAUAGAGAAGUUUUGUGAUGAAAUAAAUCAAGCUAAGACACAUUGUAAAUCGCAGGAUAUUGUCAUAGUCAUGGGAGAUUUUAAAGGAAAGGUGGGAACAACAAGACAUGAAGACAUAGUGGGCCCAUAUGGACUGGGAACCAGAAAUGAAAGAGGAGAAAAACUGAUAGAAUGGGUCAUCUUGAAUGAUAUCAUUAUUAUUGGAAUCACCAAGAAGAUUAUGGACCUGGAAGAGGAGUCCUGGAGACAGCGCUCGCAACCAGAGCGACUAUAUCAUAAUCAAUAA